Messenger RNA from Plasmopara halstedii, 648 nucleotides. RefSeq lists its product as uncharacterized. The record is from RefSeq and is a predicted model, not a curated record. Lineage: Eukaryota; Oomycota; Peronosporomycetes; Peronosporales; Peronosporaceae. The transcript has a single exon. The coding region runs from base 1 to 648 and encodes 215 amino acids.
AUGAAGAAUCUUGAAAAUGGAAAAUUGUCAGUGUGGAUUACUUAUUUCGAGAGACUCUCUAAACCUGAUCUCUAUAAGGAGUUGGCUCAGGUGAUUGUGACUUCCAAAAUGGUUGAGAGUGAUACUGGUCUUAAGAUAGUGACAGUUGAAAAGAGUGUAGACAACAACAUGCCACCCAUCCCUGAAAGAGACAGACAAUUAGCGGACUUGCUUGCUUUGAGAGUAUUUGACACUGAUAGAUCUUCUCUUACUCGAUCUGAGCAAUUGAAACCACAUGAGUUGGAUUUAGUGAAAGCAGACAGAGAGCGACGAAAGUUAUUUUUCGCAAGCCUCUUCAAAGGAUUGCGCAUGUAUUGGAGUCGUUGUCGUCUUUCGCCCGAGAACAUCUUUCCUCUCACUAAAACGGAGAAUUUGGUGCACGAGCAACUUUUAUCCAGUCCUCAUCUCUGGACCUUUAUGGCGUACACGGCUGACCAUAUCGAAAAAAAUGACGACUGUGGAGAACAGAUGUUAAAGGUAUUGAUGGAGAAAUUGAAUGAAGAAGAGAUUGCGAGAUUGCCUGCAGUGAUGACUGAUGAAGAUGACGGUAUUUUUUCCCGCUGUCCACCGGUCUCUCUCGACAUUGGAAUUCCAAUGACGAGUCAUUAA